Messenger RNA from Microthlaspi erraticum, 228 nucleotides. NCBI's taxonomy places the organism in Eukaryota, Viridiplantae, Streptophyta, Magnoliopsida, Brassicales, Brassicaceae. The record is from the annotation of a GenBank genome assembly.
AUGGCUCUACAGCCGGAUUUCUCGCUCUCCGAUCCUAUAAAAACCUCUCCCUUGCAACCCACCAGAGAGACGCUCGAUUCUUUUUAUGAGAGAUCGAGCGUCAAGGAGGGAUCAUUUCCGAAUCUGAUGUGCACCCAAGAACUCAGUCCAAUUUCAGAAGCAUCGAGUUCCGAGAUGAUUAACAAGACCUUUGCGAUGACCAAAUCAGAAGCAGAGAUGAACGCAUGA